Molecule: messenger RNA, 1441 nt
Organism: Rhinolophus ferrumequinum (greater horseshoe bat)
Lineage: Eukaryota; Metazoa; Chordata; Mammalia; Chiroptera; Rhinolophidae
Gene: ARG2
Product: arginase 2
Exons: 8
Coding region: 117-1181 (354 amino acids)
Cellular component (GO): cytoplasm; mitochondrion
Molecular function (GO): manganese ion binding; arginase activity
Source: RefSeq, a predicted model, not a curated record
UGCGCGGUGCGGCUCGCGCGCGGGUAGGUAGGCGCCGCUGCGGGCAGCGGUGUUCAGUGAAGGCGGCAAGCUCCUCGGAGCAGCCUCUCGCUUGGCGACAUCCCGCGCUGCCCAUCAUGUCCCUAAGAAGCAGCCUCUCGCGUCUCCUCCGGACGCAAAUGCAUUUCGUCCUGAAAAAGUCGGUCCAUUCAGUGGCUGUGAUCGGAGCCCCAUUCUCACAGGGACAGAAAAGAAAAGGAGUGGAAUGUGGUCCUGCUGCUAUAAGAGAAGCUGGAUUGCUGAAAAGGCUCUCCAAUUUGGGCUGCCGCCUAAAAGACUUUGGAGAUUUGAGUUUCACUCCAGUCCCCAAAGAUGAUCUCUACAACAACCUGAUAGUGAAUCCUCGCUCAGUGGGCCUUGCCAACCAGGAACUGGCUGAGGUAGUUAGUAGAGCAGUGUCAGAUGGCUACAGCUGUGUCACAGUAGGAGGAGACCACAGCCUGGCAAUUGGUACCAUUAUUGGCCACGCCCGGCACUGCCCAGACCUUUGUGUGAUCUGGGUUGAUGCCCACGCUGACAUCCAUACACCCCUCACCACUUCAUCUGGAAAUCUACAUGGACAGCCAGUUUCAUUUCUCCUCAGAGAACUACAGGAUAAGGUACCGCAGCUCCCAGGAUUUUCUUGGAUCAAACCUUGUAUCUCUUCCCCAAGUAUCGUGUACAUUGGUCUAAGAGACGUGGACCCUCCUGAACACUUUAUUUUAAAGAAUUAUGAUAUCCAGUUUUUUUCCAUGAGAGACAUAGAUCGACUUGGUAUCCAGAAGGUCAUGGAACAGACAUUUGAUCUGCUGAUUGGCAAAAGACAGAGGCCAAUCCAUCUGAGUUUUGAUAUUGAUGCAUUUGACCCUACACUGGCUCCAGCCACAGGAACCCCUGUUGUUGGGGGACUGACCUAUCGAGAAGGCAUGUAUAUUACUGAGGAAAUACACAAUACAGGGUUGCUGUCAGCACUGGAUCUUGUUGAAGUCAAUCCUCAGUUGGCCACUUCAAAGGAAGAAGCCAAGGCUACAGCCGGCCUGGCAGUGGAUGUGAUUGCUUCAAGUUUUGGUCAGACAAGGGAAGGAGGGCAUCAUGUCUAUGACCAACUUCCUACUCCCAGUUCACCAGAUGAAUCAGAAACUGAAGAACGUGUAAGAAUUUAGGAAACACUGUGUGGUGACACAGGUCCGUCUCAAUGGGCAUUCCAGCGUUGUGGGCGUGUGAGGGGACAGACACCACAUGGUCAUGUGGGUCAGUACUGCCUUAACAAGAACAUCUGUGCGUUCUCACAAUUGUCAAGUUUCUUUUCCUCUCCAUUUUGGUGACCAAUAAUACUGCUGUAAUGUACUUGCUUUUUGUAGUUCGCAGGGUAUUGCUAUGUCAAUGUAAAGAAGUCAUAAAGAACAUUUAUUACCUUGGUAUA